AUGGACUUGACAGUCGAGGAAUGCAAAAUUCUAGUCUUUAUAGCUGGCAUUCCAGAAAAGGCGCUGGAUGUAAGGCAGAUAAGUCUGAGAUUUGUAGAGAAGUACGCGAAGUCGGAAGUCUGCACGUUGAAGGCAUUGAUGGAGGAAGUUAGAGGUUAUUUAUCGAAUAAGUCAGAGGCUAAAAGGUUCGAAAGUCAGUCAAGGGUCAAGAGUGGACCUAAAGAGUAUGUUGAGAUAAAUAAUGUUAGUCGGAUCGAACAUAGUCAGAGCAGACAGUUGAAACGGACAAGAAUUAAGUCAAGGCAAAAAGAACGCCAAGUUGAAUCACGUCAGUGUUAUAAUUGUGGAAUAGUCGGACAUAUUAGUCGAGAUUGUAAGAAACCAAAGAAAAGGUUUAAGAGAGUCGAUAGUCCAGAAGUAAAUCAAGUAGAAGUUGAUUCUUCAGUCCCACAUAUUCUGACGAUAGAAGUCCCGAAGUUGAACGAGAAUAGUAGAAAGAUUAGUCGGGAAAAGAAUCGAAAGAGUAAAAAGUCGAAUAGGCCGAAGAGUAGUCGUGUUACUCAAGGCUCGACAAAGUCAGGAUUCUUAAAGAAGGAGAAGUCAUCGGGAAAUUCUAGUCGAUUCAAAGAAGACGACGAAGUCUUAGUCAUGAACAGGAGCAAAAAUGGCAAGAAAGUAUGGUUGCCUGGGACUAUUCUGAGUAAAUUCGUGGAUGGAUAUAAAGUCAAAGUCCCAAGGCUGAGAGCCAUAGUCAGUCGCGAAGAAUGGCAAAUUAGGCCAAAGUCAUUGAAGUCAGAUGAAAGCCGUAAUCAAGGUUCGACACAUGGUCAACCUCGCAGUCAAUUGGAGUCUAGUUCCAAUUUGAAGGAAGCACCAGCAACAACGGCAACACAGAACGCGACGAGGCCAAAAGAUGAGCCAACAAGGGAGCACUGUGACGAGCGACGAUAG
This is a messenger RNA of Meloidogyne enterolobii, 951 nucleotides long. The record is from the annotation of a GenBank genome assembly. NCBI's taxonomy places the organism in Eukaryota, Metazoa, Nematoda, Chromadorea, Rhabditida, Meloidogynidae.